This is a messenger RNA of Drosophila persimilis, 852 nucleotides long. RefSeq lists its product as uncharacterized. NCBI's taxonomy places the organism in Eukaryota, Metazoa, Arthropoda, Insecta, Diptera, Drosophilidae. Bases 22 to 801 code for a protein of 259 amino acids. The transcript has 2 exons. The record is from RefSeq and is a predicted model, not a curated record.
AUAAACACUCGAACAAACAACAUGCAGCACGGACUUCUCGUCGUCAUCCUGCUGGCCUGCCUGGCGGCCAGCUCUAGCUCCACUGCCACUCCAACAUCCCUGAUGUCCGGCCACUCCCGGAUGUUGCAGCUAAUGAGCUCCACUUCCGAACUGCAGAGGGAUAACCCCACCCGCUCCAUGGCCUGCUUUCAGUACUAUAGCGAAGAGUUUGACAAACACCUCAAGCAAUUCGAGUACGAGUACGGCCUGUGCAAGGAACAGGCCAUCAAUCAAACCGCCGACCUCUACGCAAAGUACAAUCAGGUUGUCUAUAGCCUGGGAAACACAACGAUCGAAGUUUGUAAGGCGCUUACGGACUGCACCUACGGAGCGAACGCUCUCGAGUCCCUGAACUGCUACUCCGCUCAGGGCUCCGAGAGUGUGAGGAAUGCAUACAAUCUUUCUUCAACCGCUUCGCUGUACUCCGCCGACCUGACGCAGGACCUCCAGCAAGUGACCUUCCGGGAGGAGGGCUGCUCCAACAGCUCGUCGCGUCGUUACGAGGCUCGCCUAGAUCAGUCCUACAUCGAUCUGCAGAACUGUUUGUCCGGUGCAAGCCCAGUGCCAGUCCCAGUCCCAACUACAACCACAACACCCCCUUCAACCUCAAUCAUAUCAACGACAGAAGAUUCAACUACGCAGGAAAUUAUUCGAACUACUUGGAACUACCAAGCUGACCCAAAAGAUGAUGGCAGUAUUGCCUCCGACAAGAAUCAUAGAUUGGCAUCGAAAAUCGGCCACAUUAUCAAGCAUAUUGUCUAACUUCUAAAUAAACACGAUAAAUUCCUUUGUAUAAAGUCGCUUACAGAGCCA